Messenger RNA from Lathyrus oleraceus (garden pea), 426 nucleotides. RefSeq lists its product as uncharacterized. Lineage: Eukaryota; Viridiplantae; Streptophyta; Magnoliopsida; Fabales; Fabaceae. The record is from RefSeq and is a predicted model, not a curated record. Bases 1 to 426 code for a protein of 141 amino acids. The transcript has a single exon.
AUGCUUGGACCUGAGAUUGUCCAACAGAAUACUGAGAAGGUGAAGCUAAUUCGGGAGAAGAUGAAAGCUUCACAGAGUAAGCAGAAAAUCUACCAUGAUAAAAGGAGAAAGGGUCUUGAGUUUCAAGAGGGAGACCGUGUAUUCUUAAGAGUCACUCCGGUGACUGGUGUAGGACGUGCUUUGAAGUCGAGGAAGCUUACUCAGUUUAUUGGUCUGUAUCAAAUAUCCAGGCAAGUUGGACAUGUUGCUUAUAGAGUGGUGUUGCCACCAAAUUUGUCAAAUCUACAGGAUAUGUUCCAUGUUUCACAACUUCUGAAGCAUGUUUUGGAUCCGUCACAUGCGAUUCUGAUGGAUGAUGUUCAGGUGAGGGAUAACCUUACAGUUGAGGCUCUACUUAUAAGGAUUAAUGAUCGAGAACUGAAAUAG